Molecule: messenger RNA, 885 nt
Organism: Melampsora larici-populina 98AG31
Lineage: Eukaryota; Fungi; Basidiomycota; Pucciniomycetes; Pucciniales; Melampsoraceae
Exons: 5
Coding region: 1-885 (294 amino acids)
Source: RefSeq, a predicted model, not a curated record
AUGAUAGAUGAAAACACAGAAUCUGAUCCAGAAGCAUUUGACAUGCCAGGUUCUGAACACAACAAAAUGAAUAAAGAACAUCCAUUGUACUUUUCACAUGGUGCAAAUGGGAGGAGUACAAUACAUACAUCAGGAAGCGGAAGCGCGGAAGGCAAGAAGGAGAUCGCUCGUAGAUUUGGCAUUGAUUUCAAUUUCAUAAAUUCCUUUGACGAAGCUUCCGGUUCCAGAAAAAAGGAUGAUUAUCCAUCGUACGACUCUCAUCUGGUGAAAGCAACAAAUGAGAUACUAUUGUCGAAAAAGGGCAACUGGAAAGGUAAUAUGAAGAUGAUGUUGGAUCAAAUCAAACUUGAGAAGCAUCGCAGGGAUUCAGUUGCGGAGAUAAUGCUUUUCCAAAUUUUAGCGGAAUUUCUUCGACUGAAUGGCUUACCAUUCAAGGUGUUGCUAGUUAUACAUCUCCAGUUGCUAGAAAUGAAAGCUACAGGAAACAAUUCGGCAGCGCGCACAAAUGAGAUACUCUUAUCAGAAAAGGACGAAUGGGAAGAGAUGAUGAUGAAGAUGUUGGAUGAAAUCAAAAUUGACACAAUCUCCGAAUUGGAGAAAAUUUUACUUCUCCAAGUUCUAAAAGGAUUUCUGUCAUUGAAAAAGUUACCAUCCUCGGUGCCAAAAGUCAUUUAUGUAAAAUUGAUAGAGCUGAAACCGAUAGAUAGCAUGUCAAAGAAUCGGGGCCAGCAGAGGGAGGUUAGUUUUGAUAGGAAAGUAGGAAGAUUAAGAUCCUCACAGGAGAGGAGCGCUAGGAAUCCAAUCGGGCAAGCAGAAAAUAUUUAUAUUUACCCACCAUCCCUCCCAGUAGGGGCUUAUAAGGUUGAGGACGAUGAGUUGAAUUGA